AUGGAUUUCGUGGAGGAGAAGUUCUCUCUAAAAAGCCCCGUGGUGAAGGGUGGUGGGGACUUCUACCUGGAGCCGGUGUUCCAGAGUCUCGAGGCCGGACACUACUUUGGCAAACCAUCGGGGAAAUGCGACCAGAGCUUCGGCCUGGACAGAGCUCCAUACUCGGUCUCCAAACCAGAGGCCGACUCUCUGCAGGGCGAGCUGGUCUCCUCCCCGGUCUCCUCCAGUUCCCGGCGCUUGGGCGAGGAGUGCCUGGAGGGUGACAGUCAUGUGACCAGCAGCAAGAAGCGACGCCAUCGCACCACGUUCAGCAGCGCGCAGCUGGACGAGCUGGAAAAGGUGUUCCAGAAGACACACUACCCCGACGUGUACGUGCGCGAGCAGCUGGCUACUCGCACUGAGCUCACAGAGGCCCGCGUACAGGUCUGGUUCCAGAACCGCAGAGCGAAGUGGAGGAAGAGGGAGAGAUAUGGGACUCUGCACAAGACCCACUACCCCCCGACCUACGAGCUGCUGCCCCAGAGCUACACACAGAUCCCCAACAGCCUGUGGUCGGCCCCCCCAGCAGCGCCCCCUGUGGCCUCGUCCUGUGUACUGCAGCGCUCCUCCCCCCCCUGCUCCUACCCUCCGCACUCUGACCAGAACUACGCCAACUACAACCAGCAAAACCAGUUCAGCUUCUUCAACCCGGACUCUCUGCUCACGGCCAGCCCCCACGGACCUGGUCUGGCCCCGCUCGGACCUGGUCUAAACCCACACGGACCGACUCUAACCCCCCUCGGGCCCCCUCCUCCCUUUGAGACUAAGCCCGAGCUGGAGCGGCGUAGCUCCAGUAUCGCUGUGCUGAGAAUGAAGGCCAAGGAGCACGCAGCCAACAUCUCCUGGACUUGA
Molecule: messenger RNA, 891 nt
Organism: Knipowitschia caucasica
Lineage: Eukaryota; Metazoa; Chordata; Actinopteri; Gobiiformes; Gobiidae
Source: the annotation of a GenBank genome assembly